Messenger RNA from Lolium rigidum, 1530 nucleotides. RefSeq names its product probable amidase At4g34880. The transcript is spliced from 5 exons. Bases 1 to 1530 code for a protein of 509 amino acids. NCBI's taxonomy places the organism in Eukaryota, Viridiplantae, Streptophyta, Magnoliopsida, Poales, Poaceae. The record is from RefSeq and is a predicted model, not a curated record.
AUGGCUUGUCUGCGGCUCCAACUCGAAGCUCUUGCGGCCGUCUUGGCCCUGGUCGCAGCAAAUGGCGUAUCACACGGCUUUGAGUUCCACGAGGCCACCGUGGAGGCCAUCCACCUCGGCUUCAGCAACGGCAGCCUCACCUCGACGGCGCUCGUCCAGUUCUACCUAGACCAGAUCAGCCGCCUCAACCCGCUACUUCGCGCCGUUAUCGAGGUCAACCCGGACGCGCUCCGUCAGGCGGCGCGCGCCGAUGCUCGGCGCGCGUCCUCCGGCGGCCGCCUGACCGGUGGGCUACAUGGUAUCCCCGUCCUUCUCAAGGACAACAUCGCGACCCUGGACGCGCUCAACACGACGGCCGGCUCCUUCGCUCUCCUCGGCUCCGUUGUCAAGCGGGACGCCGGCGUGGUGGUCCGGCUCCGGCAAGCCGGCGCCGUGGUGCUCGGCAAGGCCAACCCCUCCGAGUGGUCCAACUUCCGCACCGUCGACUCCGGGUGGAGCGCCCGCGGCGGCCAGUCGCUGAACCCGUACGUUCUGUCGUCCACCCCAUGCGGGUCAAGCGCCGGGCCGGGCGUCGCGGCGGCGGCAAACAUGGCGGCGGUGACGCUGGGCACGGAGACCGACGGCUCCAUACUCUGCCCGUCAUCGUGGAACUCCGUUGUCGGGAUCAAGCCUACUGUCGGGCUCACCAGCCGGUCCGGGGUCAUUCCCAUCACCCCUAGGCAGGACACCGUCGGACCGAUGUGUCGGACGGUGUCGGACGCGGUGCAGGUGCUUGACACCAUUGUCGGCUACGACGCGUUCGACGCCACAGCCACCGGAGCAGCAUCCAAGUACAUCCCUGCUGGAGGGUACGUGCAGUUCUUGAAGCAAGAUGGGCUGAGAGGCAAGAGAAUCGGCGUCCCCAAUGGCUUCUUCCAAGGAUACGGGGAGGCGGAACUGAGGGUGUACCAGCAGCACCUCGACACAAUGAGGAAUCACGGGGCCGUGGUGAUCGAGAACCUUGACGUGGCAGCCAAUUUGACCGCUCUGGCGGUUGAUAUUGCUUCCAACGAGUUCAUGGCAGUGCGGGCAGAGUUCAAGCUGAGUCUGAACGCGUACCUGGCAGAUCUGAGGUACUCCCCGGUCCGCUCGCUUGCAGACGUCAUAGCUUUCAACAAUGCAAAUCCUGUCCAGGAGAGGCUGAAAGAUUUCGGACAGCGCAAUCUUAUCGCAGCGGAAAACACACAUGGCAUUGGAUCUGUGGAGAGAGCUGCGAUUCGACGGCUGGAGGAGCUGUCCGCUAAUGGGCUUGAGAGGCUGAUGAAGGAGCAGCAGCUGGACGCGAUCGUGACGCCCAACAGCAGCGCCUCCAGCCUUCGCGCCAUCGGCGGCCACCCCGGCAUCGUUGUGCCCGCGGGGUAUGGCGAGCAGGGAGUCCCAUUCGGCAUAUGCUUCAGCGGGCUGCAGGGGUACGAACCCAGGCUGAUCGAGAUUUCUUACGCCUUCGAGCAAGCAACCAACGUGAGAAGGCCACCGACGUUCAAGCCCUAG